This is a messenger RNA of Leptosia nina, 1059 nucleotides long. Lineage: Eukaryota; Metazoa; Arthropoda; Insecta; Lepidoptera; Pieridae. The record is from the annotation of a GenBank genome assembly.
AUGCUUCCGCUGCGGUUGCGUCGCGUGACCGGUCAUGAGGCUCGGGAGAACGAUGUGGUGUUCCAUCCGGCCAGGGUGAGGCCCACCAUGCCGGAGACAUUGGUCUUCUUUGGCGGAGAUGUUCAGGACUAUGAAGAGGUAAUGCAAGGACAUAGAGAUAACCGGAACUACAUCAAGUGGAGCUUGGAGAGUACGGCGCGCAUGCUAAGCGAAAACUUCCCCACGAAACAUGUCGUCGUCGUUAGACCCGCGCGGAUAGAAUACAAAAGCUUCAGUUGCUAUGACAACUUCGUGCCGAGUAACAACGCAGGUGUUCCAGAGCACACCCCCACCCAUAAUGCGCUGCAUCACCUUGAGAAAUUACUUCAAGAGUUGAGCAGCAGAAUAAAGGAGCUACCAGUGCGACAACUUUGCGAUGCAGUGGCCUCUACGCUCUGUUCUGAGGAUGUAGACAUUGAGGAGAAGAGUGCAGCGCAAGAGACUAAGUCAAACGGCUCAUCGAAAUGCGACGAAGCAGACGCAGAAGCGUCAAGUGGUCCCAGUGUUGAGCACAAGCAUGAUCCGUUGUGGUGGCGCGAGGGUCUCAGCCUGGACGAGAGCAAGCUAAGUCUGGUGGGGUUCAGCAAGGGUUGUGUGGUGCUCAACCAGUUCAUCUAUGAGUUCCAUUACACUAAGACGCUCACGCCGUGGGAUAAGCAUAUGUGCAGGUUCAUUGAACGCAUAGAAGCGAUGUGGUGGAUCGACGGAGGGCACGCGGGUGGAAAGAACACCUGGAUAACGUCGCGUAGUCUACUCGAAACACUCGCUAGGCUCAACGUAAAUGUUUACGUACACGUGAGCCCGUACCAAGUGCAAGAUGAGGGACGACCGUGGAUCGGGCGUGAGGAGAAAGCGUUUAGUUCGCUGCUUAACAAACUUGGCGCGAAGAUCGACCGUUACCUCCACACAGACGGCAGCGCCCCCUACUCUUUAAGUACGCAUUUCAAUGUACUGGCUGCCUUCAAGCGCGUGCAGGACUCUCGGCCCACAGACAUGCUGUCUUCCGAUGACGAGAAUUGA